Molecule: messenger RNA, 870 nt
Organism: Mycena indigotica
Lineage: Eukaryota; Fungi; Basidiomycota; Agaricomycetes; Agaricales; Mycenaceae
Exons: 3
Coding region: 1-870 (289 amino acids)
Source: RefSeq, a predicted model, not a curated record
AUGUACUUUGAUGCGCCAAAAGCUCCAUGCGCACUCGCCACAAAGCAGGAUCAACUUCCCACCACGAUAUACCCAGAGAAGGGGCUGAAGCAGUACUUAUACCACCCGUCUGGGGCGCCUAGUGCUUUGGACUUGAACCUCCCAUUCCCCCGAACAAAUCUCCUCGCCAGAGGCGCCAUGUACGACGACCAUCCGUUCUCCCAAUGGUUGCAGCCUUCUUCCAUCGGCGCUACCUCCCCUAUUUCCCCGGCGUCGUCGUCCGGGUCAUCUUCUGCCUCACGCGCAUCGACAACGCCCCAGCCUUCCAUCUACGGAGCCCUUCCUUAUCCCACACAAAAUCCGCGACCGGCCUUCAUGACAUUCCGCUUCACGCCCCUCGAAGCCAGCAUAUCUGACGGCGGGCUUCUGAACGCCAGCGUCACCGGCCCGCCUAACGCGAAAACCUACUUCCGGAUACGCACGGAUGCCCCUGCCGUGGGGUUCACCGUUGUCGCCCAAGCAGGGUCCAAUGCGCCAGUGGCGGUAAUUCAAUGGUCCGGCGCCGACAUGAUGGCGACACCAAUGGUAGAGGUCAAGGGGAUAGUGUCAAAAAGGUCGACAAGCGAGUGGCUAGCUUUGUCGUCGGAAAAAAGCUACCGUACAAUGGUGGCCCGAGAUAAACCAUUUGUUUGGCUGCCUGAGGGGACCCAUAUCUCGCUUUACACUUCAGGCCUCCGGCAGCCGCGAAUGUUUGGCCGCAUAUCUUCAGAAGUCGAAACCGGCGCAUUGCUACUCGAAAUCUCAGCAGAGGCCAUCCAAAUCGGGCUGCUCGAAGUCUGCGUCGUUGCAGCCAUCCUUCUCCAGUCUGGCCGACGAAUUGACGGACCAUAA